Messenger RNA from Malaya genurostris, 1915 nucleotides. Its product is annotated as putative glycerol kinase 5. NCBI's taxonomy places the organism in Eukaryota, Metazoa, Arthropoda, Insecta, Diptera, Culicidae. Gene Ontology annotation, cellular component: mitochondrion. The transcript has 8 exons. Gene Ontology annotation, biological process: triglyceride metabolic process; glycerol metabolic process; glycerol-3-phosphate biosynthetic process. Bases 172 to 1851 code for a protein of 559 amino acids. The record is from RefSeq and is a predicted model, not a curated record. Gene Ontology annotation, molecular function: glycerol kinase activity.
CCAGGAUUCGCGCAUGAGCCUGAAAAGUGUUUAUCCUUAAAAUUUUGAUUGAGAAUAUGCCGAAGUGGUCAUUUAACUAAAAUUGCUCAUAAUAGUGAAAGUAAUGCUUAUUAACUAGGUUUUUCAACUUAUACCAUGUCGUACAAUGAAUCAAUGUAGGAAGUAUUUAUAAUGCGCCUGCAGAUUUCUGCCCCCGGGAAGACGCAGGAAGAAUCAGUCGAGUGUAGGGAUACAGUUCCGGACGGCGUAAAAUAUAUCGCUUCGUUGGACAUUGGAACUACCACGAUCAAAUGUUUUAUUUAUGCAGCCAAUCGCGACAUCGCCAAGUUGGACGUCGUUGGUACCGCCCAUGAGCAAGUCGAACUCGUGUAUCCCUCGCCUGGACAGGUGGAGAUCGUUCCCGGUCAACUGUGGGACAGCGUGUUGCGUACGAUCAGAAACGCAAUGAUGGAUGCCGCACUGAAUGUUGAGCGAAUAGAGUGUCUGAGCAUUUCAACGCAGCGUAAUACUUUCACUUGCUGGAACCGAAUCACCGGAAAGGUAUACCACAAUUUCAUCACCUGGAAAGACUUACGCGCCGAUAAACUCGUCCACCAAUGGAAUAACAGUUUCAAGCUAAGAAUGCUCAAGCUUGGUGCCCGGUUUCUACACUUUUUCUCUCGCAGUAAACGAUUUUUGGCCGGAAGUGUCAUCAAGAUGAUGAACCCACAAGUGACGUUACGACUCGCGUGGGUACUGCAGAACAAUGCCGAUUUACAGCGCGACGUGAAGAACGGUAAUGUCCUGUACGGAACAAUCGAUUCGUGGCUACUCUAUCGACUGCGGCAGGGUACCGAUCAAUCGCGCAUUGUCGAACAUGUCAGCGAUGUUACGAACUGCACUUCGUCGGGGUUCUACGAUCCCUUCGGGCAGGAAUGGGCCGGAUGGGCAUUGAAUUUAUUCUCAAUUAAGAAAGAGCUACUUCCGAAGGUGGUAGAUAAUUCCUACGAUUUUGGCUAUGUGGAUGAAUCGCUUUUCGGAAGUCCUAUAAGAAUUGGCGCUUCGAUUUCAGAUCAAUCCGCUUCGAUGUGGGGAAAUUGCUGUUUCGAGAAAGGAGACGUUAAAAUAACGCUAGGAACAGGAUCGUUCCUGAAUGUCAACACCGGAUCCACGUGUUUAGCCUCGGUUCAUGGAUUAUAUCCUCUGGUCGGCCAUAAACUUACUUUCCCACACGGCACAGAACUAAUCUAUCUGAUGGAAGGGGCUUCCAAUGACAACGGAUCCAUCAUCGAAUGGGCUAUGAACAUAGGACUGUUCGUAGAUCCCAGCGAAACGUCUGCGAUGGCUCUGUCCGUCACCGAUUCCGACGGUGUCUCGUUUAUUCCGGCUUUCAGUGGAUUAGGGCCACCGAUCCGUGACGACACAGCCGGUACCGGCUUUAUCGGUAUUAAACCAUCCACCAGGAAGGAGCACUUGGUUAGAGCCAUUCUCGAAAGUCUCGCUUAUCGAAUUGCACUGUUGUAUUCGAGUGCAUUGGACGAAACACGGUUCACAUUCAAUCGGAUUAAGGUCGAUGGUGGUGUGUCCAGGAAUGAUUUCAUUUGUCAAACGUUGGCCGACCUGACCGGGCUUCCGGUGGAGCGAGGCGAAGUAACCGACUCAACGGCACUAGGUGCCAUGUUUCUGGCCGGGUUGAACGUUGGCAUCUGGCGUAGCAAACAGGAACUAAUCGAUAUUAGGAAAAUCGAACGGAUCUUCCAACCGAACGGAGCAAAUAAAAGACACUGCAUGGUAAGCAUGCAAUCGUGGGAACGGGCAGUGGAACGUUUCAAGCGGUGGUACAUCACCGAAAAACUGAACAAUCUAAACUAAGAGUGCCUUUUCGGUACAGUUGUUGCUGUUUUAUUUUUCGUUGCAAUAAAGUUAUGUUUGACAA